This is a messenger RNA of Bactrocera oleae (olive fruit fly), 3417 nucleotides long. The record is from RefSeq and is a predicted model, not a curated record. NCBI's taxonomy places the organism in Eukaryota, Metazoa, Arthropoda, Insecta, Diptera, Tephritidae.
GGCAAAGGAAAAUGCGUUGUUAUUCCAGAAAUAGAGUUGUGGGUCUUCUAUUGUUCUAAGUUUCAGUGCACCUUUCUACUUACUACUGCUGAUCUCCGACGUGAAGGGUUUACUUAGUUUCCAUCAAACAUAUGUAUGUAUAUAAAGAUAUUAAACACCGAACUCGCCGCUAUUUUACAGAAGAAAUCCAUUUUCGGGUAUUCUAACAGAAACAAAGGAGGUUUUCAUUUCUUCUCUACGAGGAUGAAUUGAAAGUUUACAUAUACACAGUCGUAGUUAUUAAAUUUAAUAGUUUUAAUUUAUUCGCGAUGGGUCAUUUUGCUUACUCUUAGCGCUGACUUAGGGCUUUAUUUAUUUUGGUCACUAUUCUUCGAAAUACAUCAAACAUCAUGAGGUUCUGUUUAAUGACAGCAUAGAAUAAAUGUCAAGUUGCAAUCAUUCUGCAUAAAUAAACAAAUAUAAAACCUGCUGCUAGUUCGUUACAUCAAGAAAUAAAAAGGAAAAUUUCUGUUUAUUUAUUUUAUUAUUGUACUUCAAUGGAAGAGAUGCUUAAUAUAAACAAAAAUUUAGCAAAUUAACUCAUUUUCAAAAAUUAUUGUGCAGAAGUUACACUUAUAAUAUACAAUGUAUGUACAUGUGCAUUCAUAUAUGUAUUUGGAUUAAACUGAACACAGUGUGUUAAAUUUUACUAAAAUCGGUUCCUACUGAAGUUUACUUCGGACAAUCAACAUGAGACUAAACAAAUACAUCCCUUGUAUUUCCCGGCCUUUCCACAUCAUUACACAUUUCAUUGGUUUCAAAAUACUAUUGGUGUUAUAGAACAGCCUUUUGAAUUGAUCUAGUUAAAGGAAACUAUGAAUUUAACGUUAAAUAACAUAUUACGUCAUAUGGCGUCAAUUAUUAAUAUAUAUGUAGAAUUGUACACAUUUGUGAAUAUGUGAUACAUUGUGAUUGUGACUUCUACAUUAACAUUUGCACUUGCAUUAAAUAUAGGUGAAUUCUAUUAUAAUUUAUUAAUAUUUAUUACAAAUUUGAACCAAUAUGAUUUGAGAUUUCCCAGAAGAGGCGCAAUCAGAGCACAAUUCCACUUCAAUUGAAAAAUUAUUGGGUAAAGUUUUUAUAUAUGGUGAACAUACGUAUAUUACGAAAGUAAUUGUCAAUUAGUUAUUACCGAACUGUGAUUAAAUUGAAUGCAUUGUAAUUAAUAUAAAGAUAUGUAUCUGCUCAUCUAAGGUGGAUGAGUCAACCAAAUUCACCGUCAAAUAGAAAGCAAUAAAAUUAAAGAAGAUUCCAUUAUAAUACAGUUGGAAUGUCAGUAUCACGAUCUCGUAGCAUUUUAUCACCCAACAACAGUGGUAACUUCGAAACGAGUAAUGGUAUAGCAAAUGGUAAUAGCGCUGGCAGCAGCGUUGGAGCUAGUUCUGGCGGUAGCAGCAGGAGCAGUGGCUAUGUUAAAGACCGGUACAUUGAGGAGCUGCCAUCACAACAAUUACGUUUGUUAUGUGAACAUUUGGAUGAAAUGCAAGUUUGGACGCAAUUGGCCGAAGUCAUGCAAUUAAGACCAGCCGAUGUGAAGUUUAUAAACCAACAACAAGAGUUGGGCAAAUCUCCAUCUUGGCAGUUGAUACGAAAGUGGGGUAUUGAAUGCAAGCAUACAGUCACUGAACUUUUUAUGCUCUUGUGGAAAAAUGAACAACAUCAUGCCAUGCGUAUGUUGAAGGACUUUGUGGAGCGCAAAUAUCAGCUCCUUAUACCACGGAGUCAACCACGGUUAACUAUGCUAAUGGCUAAUUCGAAUAUAAAACAGCUCAAUGGCCCCGUAAACUCUUCUUCAUCCGGUGUAAGUAAUUCCAAUAACAACACCUCAAUUUCCUCUUAUGAACAAACCGCACCUACAUCAACGCAACGCAUUGAACAAGAUGCGCGUGAAUUCGCUCGCUACAUGAUCGAAAUAAGCUACGAGGAAUUGACGGAAGCCACUGAAAAUUGGAGUGAGCAUUUAAAGCUUGGACGAGGUGGUUUUGGUACUGUUUAUAAAGGCACAUGGAAGUGUACCGAAGUUGCUGUCAAACAGUUACAAUACAAUGCAGUUAACGGCCGGGACAGCAGCAAAGUGCAACUACAGCAGAGUCUCAACGAACUAAAGCAUUUAAGCCGUUAUCGUCAUGACAAUGUUUUACCACUAUUUGGUUACUCGUUGAAUGGCGAAAAACCUUGUUUAGUAUAUCAGCUAAUGAAAGGUGGAACAUUGGAGCAGCGUUUAUACUCGAAAAAAGAAAAACCAUUGACUUGGAAGGAACGUGUCGAAAUUUGUCUCGGUGCAGCGCGUGGCAUCAAUUAUCUACACGUUUGUGAUAUUAAACCUCUUAUACAUGGUGACAUUAAGCCCGCAAAUGUGCUGCUUGAUGUUUGUUUGACACCUCGUAUAGGUGAUUUCGGAUUGGCCCGCGAAGGACCCGCUUCAGUAAGCCGCUCAGUAACUGUAUCGCAAAUUUACGGCACAAAACCAUAUUUGCCUCAAGAGUUUUUACGCGGCAAAAAGCUUAGCACAAAGGUAGACACGUAUAGUUAUGGCGUUAUGUUACUGGAGACAUUCACAGGCUUGCGCGCAAUUGACCAAAAUCGUAAACCAUAUUUGUUACCAGAAUAUAUAAAGGGUAUUCGCAAAGAUCAGUUUGGCGAUCUUAUCGAUGCACGACAACCGAUACAAAAUGGUGAACGGGACAUGUGUAAAAAUUUGAUUUUAUUAGGUUCGCAGUGUGUGGCCUUUGAAGCAGACGAUCGCCCAGAAAUGAAAUAUGUUUACGACACCAUAAAUAACUGUAAGAUAUAUCCCGAGUGAAAUGAAAAAAGGAUGAAGAAGAAAGAAGAGAAGAAAAUCAACACAAGUAUAUAUAUUUUGUGCCUUAAUUAAUGAAAUCCAAGUUUUUAAUAUUAUACAUUUGUUAGACGUAAGAUCUACAUAGUUAUAUACAAGAAGUUUCUCGCACUUAAAUGGAUUCGCCAUAUAUUAAAACUCUAAUUGCAUCACAAAUGAAUUAUAUAUUAAAAGUUUACAAUUUUUUGAUAACGUAUUUAUAUUUUUGAUAACAAGCUUUUUACAAUUUUGACUAAUAUUUUAAUUACCAGUAUGUGCACACAUACGUUAAUAGUCAUCUAAGUAUAUCUUUUCAGAUAGUUUAAAAAAUGCUGGUUAAAAAGGACUGUAAUUAAAGAAUUGCUUACAGAUUACUUUAUAACUAGUAUCAAGCACAAAUAGCUAAAUAUAUUUUUCCAUACAAGGAACAGGAGAUGUGAAUCGUCGUUUUAGGAUAAAAUAGUUUCCUUCUAGUUCAAAAUAGACUCAAAACUUUUAUAAUAAAAUUUUGAACUCAAUCUUUAUAAUCUCUGCAUUGAAAUAAAUCUUAAAAAUAUAAA